Messenger RNA from Sinocyclocheilus grahami, 922 nucleotides. RefSeq names its product CD59 molecule (CD59 blood group) b (gene cd59b). The record is from RefSeq and is a predicted model, not a curated record. The transcript has 4 exons. NCBI's taxonomy places the organism in Eukaryota, Metazoa, Chordata, Actinopteri, Cypriniformes, Cyprinidae. The coding region runs from base 151 to 552 and encodes 133 amino acids.
GAGGCUGGGCGAGAGCUCGAGCAGGGAAGAGGUGGCACGAGGAAUGCUUUUGGACUGUUGAAACCUACAAGCUUGGACUAAGCCUGAAUUUUUCGAGCAGGUUUACUGUUGUUCAUUAUCAGUCUCUUAGGUCUGGAAGGUUUUCUCAUAAUGAAGUGCUCUCUUGGACUUUUUCUAUUGGUCUGUUGUGUGACUCUUAGCUUAGGCGUUAAGCAUUAUGGAAUCCGAUUCUCCUCUGCAGGCUCGUCUCUUCAAUGCUACAAGUGUGAGGAUUACACCGGGGGACGAUGCGCAGUGCAGCAAGUUUGUUCUUAUGAGGACGCAUGUUUAUAUCUUCACGAGAAAGGUGGGAAGACCAUUCGCCGGUGCAUUCGUUACACUGACUGUGAUAACUCUCGUCUGUCCCAGAAGUUUCCGUCGAUAUCAGAAUAUACUUACAGGUGCUGCAACACCGACCUGUGUAACAGCGGACCAGCGAGCGCAGCAAGCACAUGGAUCUUAUCUCUGCUGGCAGUGCUCACCGGCCUCUGGUCCUGCUGCAUCACUGCAUGAUUUCUCACUAGUGUCCUCGAAAGCUAUUUCUUGCCAUACCCUUUAUGGAUAUCUAUAUAUUUACAAUGUACCAUUAUUUGUGAUUUUUUUGGUUUUAACUAACCUAACAUUUAUCAGAUAGCACUGUUUGUUGUAAACAAGUUUUAUUCUAAUACCAUUGUUUUCUGACUUUUUCUUUUUUAUUUAAAUGAAUACAAUUUUAUUUUGGCUGAUAUUUAAAAAGAAUGCAGCAAAAUGUUUGGAAUUUUCAUAAAUUACCUUUGUAUGUAGUACCUUAUAAAUAACUAAUUAAAAAUAAACCUUGAUUUUCUGAAUUUGUACAUUUUAAAAACAGGUGCUUUUGAGGUUGCGUUACCCUUUACCAUCUUAA